AUGCACGGAUUCCUCCCCUUCCUGUCUCUGUCUUUCCUCUCGCUCUUGGUACCGGCCCUUGCAUCACCUAUCCUUGAAGCACGUCAAGGUGUCUCGAUUCUGAGUCCAGCGGAGGUUGCCGACUACAGACCAUACACCCACUACGCGUUUACUGCCUCCUGUUCGCCCGCCAAAACUCUGACUUGGAGCUGCGGAGGCAACUGCGAUGCCAAUCCCCAGUUCCUCCCCAUCGCUUCCGGCGGUGAUGGGGCUAUCGUCCAGCGUUGGUAUGUUGGGUACGACCCAGCUCUAGACUCUAUUAUCGUUGGCUAUCAGGGAACCGACACAAGCAAACUAUUCCCACUCCUCACCGAUGCAAACAUCCUCUUGACACCUCUGAAUCCCUUCCUCUUCCCCGGAGUACCUCUGACAGCCCUGACCCAUGAUGGUUUCAACAACGCCCACGCUCUGUCUGCCAAUGCUGUACUGUCUGCAGUCCGAACCGGUCUGGCACAACACAAUACCACCAAUGUAGCCGUCGUUGGCCACUCUCUCGGAGGCGCCCUUGCUGUGAUCUCAACUCUCCAUUUAUCGAUCCACCUCCCCGCUGGUACCGCGUUCCGCACUGUCACUUAUGGGAUGCCUCGAGUCGGAAACGCCAUUUUUGCGGACCUCGUCAACUCUGUCUCAGUCAUGAACCGCAUAAACAACAAGUACGACAUCAUCCCCGUCCUGCCUCCUCGCGUUACCGGCCUCGGAUACGUUCACACCGAAGGCGAAAUCCACAUCGUCAACAGCGGCGACUGGGUCAGCUGCCCAGGUGAAGACAACACCAAUUCGCAAUGCAGCAUCGGAUAUGUCCCAAUUCCUUUGCUCGGGGAUGUCAAUGAUCACAGUGGUCCCUUCGACGGUGUUCAGGGCGCCUGUUGA
Messenger RNA from Coprinopsis cinerea okayama7#130, 909 nucleotides. RefSeq names its product lipase. The transcript is spliced from 9 exons. Bases 1 to 909 code for a protein of 302 amino acids. Gene Ontology annotation, biological process: lipid metabolic process. Lineage: Eukaryota; Fungi; Basidiomycota; Agaricomycetes; Agaricales; Psathyrellaceae. The record is from RefSeq and is a predicted model, not a curated record.